AUGAAACGUCUUAAAUCCAUUUUCAAUUACAAAAAAUCAAAUGAAAAUGAACAAACUCUCAGAGAAGAUUUUGCACGAAACAACUUUAGUGGAACAUCAAAACUUGAUUUAUCUAAUUUCGAAAAAGAAGAUUCAGUUGAUUUUCGUCAUCGAUCAUGUUCAUUAAAUGAAAAUAAUUUGAAUUUUCAAGAAGAUUCUCAAUGGCAAUGUCAAUUAUGUGACACAACUAAUUCAACUGAAAAUCAAUCAUGUUCCAAUUGUCAAACAAAUAAAUUUCAUGUUUAUAUUCCAAUGAAUCAUCGAGAUAAACCAAAUCAUUAUCGUCGAAGUGUUCUCAUUACACAAAAACGUCAAUUCGAUGAACAUUUUGUUUUAAAACAUGUCGAAAAACUUUAUCAAAAUUUAUUAUUAACACAUCGACGAUUUCAUGAUCAAACAUUUCCUGCUUCAUCUCAAUCGAUUUAUAUUAAUGGAUGUUCAUUUUCGAAAUCAACUUUAGCUGUUCUACCUGAACAUCAAACAAAUUUAUCUUUAAAUCGUCACAUUCAAUGGUUAAGACCUGAUCAAAUUAAUCCAUCGGAAUGGAAUCAAAAUUCCACUUCUCAAUGGACAGUUUUUCGAAAUCCAAAACCAAAUGAUGUUGUUCAAGGUGCAUUAGGUGAUUGUUGGUUUAUUACUGCAUUGAGUGUUCUUGCUGAAGAAGCGGAAUAUUUAAUGAAAGUUUUGAUUACAAAAGAAUAUAAUCCACAAGGAUUUUAUUAUGUUCGAUUAUGCAAAGAUGGUGAAUGGACACAAGUGAUUGUUGAUGAUCGUUUUCCUUGUACAUCAAGUCAACGUUUAGCAUAUUCUCAAGCACAUCGAAAACAACUUUGGGUUCCAUUGAUUGAAAAAGCUCUUGCAAAAUUGAAUGGAAGUUAUGAAGCAAUUAUCGCUGGUCGUUGCUGUGAAGGUUUAGCAACAGUGACAGGAAGCCCUUGUGAAACAUUGAUUCUCGGUCGAACAAAUAAUCCAGAUGAUAAAAAUGUUGAUCUCGAUCAACUUUGGAUGAAAUUGUACAAUGCACGAUUAAAGAAAUUUCUUAUGUGUGCAAUGUGUAGUAAUAAUCAACUAUCAAAAGAAGAAUUUCAAAAAUCGGUGNCCACAUUGACCACAAUGACCACAUUGACCACAAUGACCACAUUGACCACAAUGACCACAAUGACCACAUUGACCACAAUGACCACAUUGACCACAAUGACCACAUUGACCACAAUGACCACAAUGACCACAUUGACCACAAUGACCACAUUGACCACAAUGACCACAUUGACCACAAUGACCACAAUGACCACAUUGACCACAAUGACCACAUUGACCACAUUGAUGUCCUUCUAUUUCAUAUUACUACAAAUUACUCCUAUUUAA
Molecule: messenger RNA, 1404 nt
Organism: Adineta ricciae
Lineage: Eukaryota; Metazoa; Rotifera; Eurotatoria; Adinetida; Adinetidae
Source: the annotation of a GenBank genome assembly